This is a messenger RNA of Penicillium pulvis, 1050 nucleotides long. RefSeq lists its product as uncharacterized. The transcript has 3 exons. NCBI's taxonomy places the organism in Eukaryota, Fungi, Ascomycota, Eurotiomycetes, Eurotiales, Aspergillaceae. The record is from RefSeq and is a predicted model, not a curated record. Bases 1 to 1050 code for a protein of 349 amino acids.
AUGGCUCUUAGCGCGAGAGGUACGCAGAUGAUCGUGAUCGUUUCGGUCCUGGUCGCUCUUUGUGCUAUAUGUGUGGCUUUGCGCGUGGUGGCGCGUUUACGCCGGAGAGUUGGCUUUGGCGUGGAUGACUAUCUGAGCAUCUUGUCAAUGGUUCUGAUGCUUGCUAUGCUAGUCGAGUUGAUUCUAUGGUGUACAAUUGGAGGGAAUGGCGCUCAUGUCAAUACACUGGACAACGAGACAAUUCAGAACUAUUACAAGAUCUUCCUCGCCAACCAAUUCACAUACUUCGUGCUAUGCCCCGCAAUCAAGAUAUCUAUCAUCUGCUUCUACCGCCGAGUGUUCACCACGCCCCAAUUCCAACGAUUUACCUUCGGCCUAAACUGCCUCAUCGCCGCCUGGGGAACCGGAAUCUUCCUCGCCUGCGCCGGACAAUGUCGCCCCCUAAAUGCAUACUGGGAUAAAAGCAUCGAUGGUCACUGCUUCAACGCCAACCUCUUCUUCAUCGUGAACCAAGCUUUCAACGUUCUGAUGGACUUCGUUAUCCUCGUCCUCCCGGUGCCCAUGAUCUGGGGACUCCACCGAGCCUGGCAAGACAAACUUGCCCUAAACGGCGUCUUCGCGAUAGGGGCCUUCGUCUGCUUCGCCAGUAUUUACCGCAUCGUGGUCUUGUUCUGGAUCAGUCCCGUCGAUCCUACAUAUACAGUUUACCAAGCAACAUUAUGGACGCACAUUGAGCCUUCGGUUGGGCUUAUCUGUUCUUGUCUGCCCAUCGUCCGAGGCUUGUUCCCAGCAUUCACGUUGAAAAAGGGGUCAAAUCGCAGCAAUGCUCCGUAUUAUAUUAACACGGAUAUCAGCAAUUCGCAUAUUUUGUCUAAGUCGAGUCCUAUUUCACCAGACCCGGAGUAUUUGAAGAUGCAGUCCGCUAUCUAUACUGGGAGUCAGCCUACAAAGAGGAACUGGUUGGGUGAUGAGCUUGGGAUUCAGGUCCAGACUGAUAUUGCUAUUACCCCUGACAAUGACUCAACUACAGCGUUGAAGUCGCAUACUUGA